Messenger RNA from Diabrotica virgifera virgifera (western corn rootworm), 459 nucleotides. Its product is annotated as THAP domain-containing protein 11-like. The transcript is spliced from 2 exons. Lineage: Eukaryota; Metazoa; Arthropoda; Insecta; Coleoptera; Chrysomelidae. Gene Ontology annotation, molecular function: sequence-specific DNA binding. Bases 1 to 459 code for a protein of 152 amino acids. The record is from RefSeq and is a predicted model, not a curated record.
AUGCGCUGUGCAGUUGGUUGUUGCAAUAGUGACAAUAAAGAUAAAACUUUAAGAUUUCAUACGUUUCCUAAAGAUAGUGUGGCCAGGAAAUUGUGGAUAAUAGCCUGUUGUAGACAGGAUAAUUUAAAUUGCAAUACUGCAAGAAUUUGUUCCAAACAUUUCAAAACUGAAGAUUUCCAAAGAAAUCUACAACACGAACUUUUAAAUUAUGAAUCCAAAAAGGGUCCAAAACUCAAACCUGAGGCAGUACCUACACUGUAUCUACCUAAAACUAAAUCCGCUACCCUUUCAGCCAUCCAAAAGAAACGGGUACAAAGAGCUGAACAUAGAGAGUCCAAAAAUAUUGUUGAGCAACUUCUGACUACUUCUGAGUCAACAACCCAACUCCAAGUUCGAGUUCAGGAAGAACAAUGUAGCCAAGCUGAUAUUAAAGAUUACUAUCUACAUCUAAGUCAAUAG